Molecule: messenger RNA, 4046 nt
Organism: Sphaeramia orbicularis (orbiculate cardinalfish)
Lineage: Eukaryota; Metazoa; Chordata; Actinopteri; Kurtiformes; Apogonidae
Gene: scarf1
Product: scavenger receptor class F, member 1
Exons: 12
Coding region: 297-2999 (900 amino acids)
Biological process (GO): dendrite development; neuron remodeling; heterophilic cell-cell adhesion
Cellular component (GO): membrane
Molecular function (GO): scavenger receptor activity; low-density lipoprotein particle binding
Source: RefSeq, a predicted model, not a curated record
UCAUCUCCUGGAAGACUUCAACAAUAGAUUCUGGGAAAAAGCAGGAAGUGGCUCUGACUUCCCCAGGAAAUGGGGAACCUCGACCCCUCUCGCUGCUUUGGAGCCGCAAGACAACUCAUGGGAGAGACGGAGAGGGAGAAGGGGAAGGAGGGAAGGGUGGAGGACAGACAGAAAGACAGACGCUGGUAGACCAAAGUCAGAGAAAGAAAGGACAAAAGAGGAGACUCUGGAGCAGGCUGAAGAGAAAGGAUCAAGAUAAAGUUGUAGGCUUUUAUUUGGUUUCCAACUUGGUGGAGAUGAAGCUUCUCCUCCAGGCUGUGGGUGCUCUGCUCUGCUGCUCGCUGUCCUCCUUAAACACACUGGACCCUAAAGGGAAAAACGUCUGCCGCAGCCUCAGGGACCCCUCUACUCUAGAAUGUUGCACUGGAUGGCGUCAAGAAGGAAAAGACUGCACUAUACCUGUGUGCGAGGGCGAGCAGGCCUGUCUGAAGAAUGAGCUGUGUGUGAAGCCUGGAGUGUGUCGCUGCCCACCUGGAUACUUCGGCGCUCACUGUAAAACACGUUGUCCCUCUGAGUUCUGGGACUCAGACUGUCGUCAGUUGUGUCCGUGUUAUCCAUACGGCCGUUGUCAUCCUGUCACAGGUGAGUGCACCUGCAACACAAACCGGUGGGGUCCACUUUGCCAGUUCCCUUGCAGGUGUGCACGCCACGGCCACUGUGACCCUAUUUAUGGAAACUGCACCUGCGAUGAAGGCUGGUGGACGUCGACCUGUGCCAAACCCUGCCAGUGUAUGAGUGGGGGCGCAGUGGGCCCCAGCUGCGAACAGUUGACUGGACGCUGCCAGUGUCACAGGGGCCACUGGGGCCUGAAAUGUCCAGUCAGUUGUAACUGUUACAUGUCACCGUGCAAUCAGCGGACCGGUGUGUGUGAGUGUGAUCCAGGCUGGUGGGGACCCAGCUGUGACCGCAGAUGUAACUGUGACCUCACACACAGCAGCUGUGACCCGGCCAGUGGGCAGUGCCUGUGCCAGCCGGGCUUCCAGGGACCCUACUGCAACAAGCCAUGUGCCCCUGGUACAUAUGGCAGCGGGUGUAUGAUGAGUUGUGGUUCCUGUAAAGACAACCAGACCUGCUCUGUCAUUGACGGUGCAUGUGCUGCCUGUGAUCCCGGUUGGAAAGGUACACAGUGCAACAGCUCCUGUCCAUUUGGUUUUUAUGGUGAUGGCUGCAAGCAGACAUGCCCACAUUGUAGGAAAAAUGAGCCCUGUGACCCAGAAACAGGGAAUUGUGGGAGUUGUGAACCUGGAUGGACUGGACCCAGAUGUGAGGAGGCCUGCUCUAAUGGCACUUAUGGAAAGGCCUGCAGCUUCCUGUGUAAACCUUGUGUCAGUGGUCGCUGCCAUCACGUGACAGGAAAAUGCAUCUGUGAACCGGGUUUUCAGGGAGAAAGCUGUAACAGCAGUUGCCCCGCCCUACAAUUUGGCACUGACUGUUCCUCUGUCUGUGACUGUGGAGAGGGCAUUGGCUGCAAUGCAGUGACCGGAGCCUGCCCCAGCAGUAUCCGCGGUGCAGUACUGGCAGGUGUGCUGGUUCCUCUGCUGUUGUUGCUUCUCGCUGUGCUCUUUUGUUGUCUGUGUUGUGGAGGAGGUCCAGCUGAUGGCAAAGACAGGGCGACUGUAGCUGAGGGUGGAUGGUCAGUGCGCAUGAAGUAUCACGUCUAUAGUGUCCUGGCCAACAUCGGCGCUGCUCUGCCCUGUAUCUCUGAUUGGUCCUCUGGCCUGCCUCGUGUCACUGUAUCUCAUCAUGACCCAGAGCUGACGUUCAAUCACAGCUUCAUCGAGCCCCCUUCUUCUGGCUGGGUCACAGAGGGCUCAUCCUUCGACAGUGAUGAGGAGGAGGCAGAGGCUCUAUACUGCGUCCCUCCAAGAGAAGACAUCCCAGCGGUGGCGGGCGGUGAGUUCCAGGAGAUGGCCUCUAAGUGUAACAUGUUUUUAGACCCGACAGGCUUCAGCAGCGAGGACAUCUCUUCUCCCUUCAACAUCCCACGAACCUCCAGCAUCGCCAAGGCCAAGCGUCCGUCCGUCUCUUUUGCUGAAGGUACUCGCUUCAGCCCCAAAGAGCGACGUGGCUCCGCUCAGGAUCCCAGCGCUCUCCCUGGACAUCCUCGCACCAAACCCAAACCCACCUGGGGGAUUUUGAUGGUCUCAGCCCUGCAGAAUCAGGGGGGUGCAGCUAAAACUAGGGAUGAGAAUGGAGGUGAGGGUGAAGAAGUGGUGGAUGUCCAGGAGACAAACAAUCAGGAGUCAGUCUAUGAAGGAGGGGAGCAGGAUGUGGACAGAAACUCCCCCACCCCAUCCUGUACUACACAAAGACCAACAAGGACCAACGCUGCUCAUAAAGGCAGCCACGUCCCAGCAUGCACCACUGAGACUCAGACUGGGGGCGUGAAUAAGGUCACUACAGUGUAUGUGACGGUGGGUAAGGCGGGGCGGCCGGUGUCCAGAGCAGAGUCAAGCUCAGAGGGUCCCGUCCAGGCCAUGCUACGCAGACUGGGCAGCCUCCAGAGACAGAAAGAGCAGGAAUCAGGCAAAACUAAAGUUAAGGGAGCUGAAGGGAUCACCAAACCUCCCAGGAGGAAGCUUGGCACUCGUGCUAGUGCGUGGGAGCAGGGGGAGCCGUCCGGAGGCGAGACUGGCAUUUGUAAACCCAUCAGGAGGAAGCAUGCCCACCAAAACUCCCAAGCUGACACAGUGGGUGGGAAUGACAUCCCAGCAUCUGAGAGCAACACUCCCAAAAGGCCACUGUCGUCCAUUUUGAAGAGCGUUCCAGAGGUGGCGCCAACUGGAGACGAACAGAGCACAGGCCAAACUGAGAGCAACUACCUGACUGUAGGACCAGCAGGGGACGCCGUGAGCCUCACUGAGGUCAUCACAAACCAGGGGGCAGUGGUCAGCGUGAACGACGAACCCUGCUAUGAAAAUGUCAUCCUCAGACACUGAAGACCUCUGAGAGACCGUCAUCAGCGGGACUGAUAAGAAUAGAACUGCACAUUUAUCAUCUGCAGUUGUCAUAAAGGUUUCUGCCGUAUUUAUUAUUGUGUUAUCAUUAUGUUUGUUAUGUACAUUUAAGGGUUUGUUAUUCAAGUGUAAGUGCAGCUUACUUAUUAAUAUUUAUAGUUUUUGUGAUAACGUAAUUAACCUGAUCUUUACAUGAUAUUUUAAAUGAAUAAUGAAACACAUCAUGUUUAUAUGUUGAACUGAAACAUAAAAGCCACUGUAAACUACAAAAUAUCAGGUGUAAUUCUAUGAUUUUUCAGCCUUAACAUCCCAUUUUCCUUUAGUGUCAUUUGAUAAACGCAAAUAUAAUGACAAUUAGACAACAACUGUAUGAUGUAAUGAUGCAGGUUGUCCAUAUAAAUAAGGGCAGGUUGCACUCUUGGCCUAUAUUUCUUUCCCGAGGGUUAUCCAUUAAACAGACACUAAAGAAAAGUGUUUUGUGGAGAAAAACACACCUGCAAACGAGUUUUUUCAGGCGGUAAAAAGCAAAAGAGUCUUUCUUAUCACAGAAUGACUAACUGUGGGCUUAAUUCAAGUGAACACAGAUAUAACUUGAACCAGAAAAUGAAAUCAUCCACUUUAUUAUUUGUAAUGGAUGAAAAUACAGCAGUUGUUCAAUAGGACAUGAAAACAAACGUAACAUACUCUUCAUCAGUGCACAAUGUACAGUUAAACUGACAAAAGCUACUUGAAUCUAACAUUAUACUGCGACUGUAUUGUGACUGUAGAGAAUUAAAGCAAAAGCAGGAUUUCAAGACUUCACACUUUGAAUGUAGUCAUUUUUGAUGCAUAAAACUUUGUUUUUUUAUGCAUUUUUGAUGCAUAAAACUUUAUUUUUUAAUGUAAUCACAAUAAACUAUCUCUCCCUUUAAAAAAAAAAUAAGAAGGAAGAUGUGAAUAUAUAAUGCAUAAAACGCAAUCAUCAUGUCUUUAUCAAAAUGUUUUUCUCUCAUCAAGCUCUCCACAAAUAAAACUUUACCUUUAACACUA